UUUCGGUCCUCUGUUUUUAGGGCUAUGGGCUAUGGCGCUCCUCUCUCCCGUCGCAAUGCCGCUCCGGCUGAGGAGUCCAGGCACACGGCCGGAGCUCUCCACGAAAUCGAUAGCUGUUUCGUGCUGCUGGAGCGAAGAAUCGCGAGGAGCGAGAAGAAUGCAGGCACUGGUUGCUUUGGCCGGAUCGAUUUUGCUCGCCGCGCAGCCUGCCUGGGCAAAUGCUGAUCCUGUGACGCCGUAUUCUCGAGCGCAGGAGCCUCCGGAGAUGGGAUUAUUGGACGGGAGAAUUCGUCCGUGUCCACUGGACAUUAAUCCCAAUUGCAUCUCCACUUCUUCGAGAUAUGGAGCCUCCGCGGCGAUUCCGUGGACGAUUCCAGACAAGGAUUCUUCUACCGCUAUCCAGAAAAUCAAGGACGCAAUCCUGUCUACCGAGAAGAAUCCAACCAUUGUGGAAAUCAAACACUUAGAAAAUGGUGGUGACUACCUCCUGGCCGAGAUGGAUGGAUUUUUGGGACGAGACGCCAUCGAGUUCCUGGUGAAGAACAACACGGUGACUUACAGAUCAAUCGCAAAGAAAGUGGUCUACAUCUAUCCUCUCACCACGCCGCUCACCGAUUUUGGCAAGCAACAGAGUAGAAUCGUGUCCCUGGAAAAUCGCCUCGGAUGGACAUCGCCAUCGUUCCAGGGCUUUGGCGAUUACCCAGAAGAAUAGCGACGCAUUUAAAAAUGAAAGAAUAUCCUCAAGUAUAUA
Selaginella moellendorffii is the source of this 751-nucleotide messenger RNA. RefSeq names its product thylakoid lumenal 17.9 kDa protein, chloroplastic. The transcript is spliced from 4 exons. The record is from RefSeq and is a predicted model, not a curated record. The coding region runs from base 32 to 712 and encodes 226 amino acids. NCBI's taxonomy places the organism in Eukaryota, Viridiplantae, Streptophyta, Lycopodiopsida, Selaginellales, Selaginellaceae.